AUGCGUCACUCCGCUCUCCUCACAAUAGCCUUGACCGCCUUCGCAACAACAGCGCAUGGCAGGACAAUGACAACAACAACAAACUCCCCCUCCCUCCCCUCCUCCCACUCCAAAGCCCAACUCUCCUGCCUCUGCGAAGACGAGGCCUGGGACAUCGCGCGCCGCUGGCUGGCCAUCUUCGACACCCCGCUCACCUCCACCAAGACCCAACUCGCCGCCGUCGUCGGUCCAAACGUCACGAGCUACGACGACACCUUCGGGCCGCCCACGCUGAACAUCGACCAGCUCUGGGACGCCAUCACCGCGCCUCAGAACGCGACCACGACGAACAGCACGCAGACGCCGACGUUCCUGCUGCACUCGUGCGACCAGAUUGCGUACAAUUGGCAGUACACCGCCGUCACCACGGGCUACAAUUCGACUGUGCCGGCAGGGACGCCAGUCUCGUUCACCGGCAACGAUAUUCUCCGCGUGGACCUGAAGACGCGUCUUGUUUCCAAUGCUACGUCGUGCGGUGACUGGAUUCUGCUAUCGCGUCAGCUGGGAAACUCUGCGAAUGUCUAG
Molecule: messenger RNA, 564 nt
Organism: Colletotrichum gloeosporioides
Lineage: Eukaryota; Fungi; Ascomycota; Sordariomycetes; Glomerellales; Glomerellaceae
Exons: 2
Coding region: 1-564 (187 amino acids)
Source: RefSeq, a predicted model, not a curated record